Molecule: messenger RNA, 8509 nt
Organism: Tachyglossus aculeatus (Australian echidna)
Lineage: Eukaryota; Metazoa; Chordata; Mammalia; Monotremata; Tachyglossidae
Gene: MBD5
Product: methyl-CpG binding domain protein 5
Cellular component (GO): nucleus; chromocenter
Molecular function (GO): chromatin binding; DNA binding
Source: RefSeq, a predicted model, not a curated record
GGGGAGGGAUGGUGGCCGGCAGGACAGCCCCCCUGUCUGCCCUCACCCUCCACCCCUGAGCCCUCAGGACUGGAGGGAAGGGGGGAAAAAUCCAGCCACAGAAGAAGAAGAGGAGAAGGAGGGAGUUCCCUUCUUUUCCUCCUUCUUGCCCCCCUCUUCCCCUGGAUUGGGGGGAGGAGAGACUCAAAGCCUCUUAGCGACCUCCCUGCUCUCUGCCUGGCUGGAGAGACACACACACACACACUCAUCUCUACAGGGAGACCCAGCAGUAGACACUCCCCCCAGCCCCUUCCCUCCUCCCCCACCUUUAUUGCCCUUUGUGUCAUCCUCCACAGCUCCAGGGAUGAGGGACUCUUGAAGUGGGGAGCAGGAAAGUUUUAGAUGCUCCCAUCGAGACUUAUCCUUUCCCGGAUUGGCGAACUAGUUGUCGAAGAAUCCCGGGCCAGAGCUCUGAAAGUCGCUCCUGAGGCAGCCCAGAAAGAAGAGAAGCCGUCUCAGUUACGUCUCUGGAGAAGGACCGGGGACCCUCCAAGCAUUUGAGGAUUGAUUUUUCUCUCAAAAUCCAGCGGACCUGGGAGCGUUUCGGCAGUAGCUUGCCCAAGGUGGCCUGACUGGAGUUGAGAAGACAUGAGCGAGUCAGAACGGCCAACCUGCAACACCUCGGAUUCCCAUCGGAAGGUCAAGGGACAAUUGAAAGGAUGCGGUUUCUAAAGCGAGGACAUCCCGGUCGGACGAACUCCCCCCCGGAGCUGUAAAAAUGCGACUAGCUAUCCCGAUCCGCGGCUUAUGUUGAAGAGUCUCCGAGCUUCAAGUCAUGCUGUUCACCUAGGAGUCGACCUCCCCACCCUCUCCUCCCGCCCCCUUUUCCAACAAGUCCCCGUAGCGUUGGCAAACUAUGAUUUUCCUCAGUUGGAAACGCUCCUUCUCUCCCAUGUAGUCCGUCCUUCCGCACCCACGAGGAGUCAAAUACCGGCUGCCCCGAGGAGGGUCACCAUGGGAAAGUGAGUCGUUCCCCAUGGCGGACUUCACGGACUCAGCCCCCAACUGAGCCGGGAGCCUCCGGGUCGCCCAACGGGCCGCGUCGGCCGCGGCCACGAUGCCCCGCGGCCCGCGGAUGCCGCCUUCCUGUUGAUCUCCCCGGACCGCCCCACACAGAUGCGGAAAAUGAACGGCGGAAAGGAGUGUGACGGCGGGGACAAGGACAGGGGCCCGCCGGCCGUUCAAGUGCCAGUGGGCUGGCAGCGCCGGGUGGACCACCAGAAUGGCGUCCUUUACAUCAGUCCCAGCGGGUCUUUGUUGUCUUGCUUGGAGCAGGUUAAAACGUACCUGCUCACCGACGGAACCUGCAAGUGCGGCUUGGAGUGUCCUCUUAUCCUCCCAAAGGUGUUUAAUUUCGAUCCCGGAGCUGCAGUGAAACAAAGAACGGCAGAAGACGUCAAGGCGGAUGAGGAUGUCACCAAGCUGUGCAUCCACAAAAGGAAAAUCAUCGCCGUGGCCACCCUGCACAAGAGCAUGGAAGCCCCCCAUCCUUCCCUGAUGCUCACCAGCCCCGGAGGGCUGACAAGUUCCGCCCCCGCGGUGCCCUCCCGGGCGGCCACCCCGAGAUCGACGCGGGCCAAGUCGCACGAGGGGAUCCCCGCCUCGGCCCCGGCGGAGUGCAAGAACCUCUUCAAGGCCACGCUCGGGGGGGCGAACGGGCCGGGCCGGCUGUACGUCCAGGAGGCGCCGGGCGGCCAGCCGCAGGACGUCCACCCGGCCUUCCCCCGGCCGAGGCUGGGGAGCAGCGAGCACGGGGGGCAGAGGUCGCCGUACCGCGGCGGCGGCGGCGGCGGCCUGGGCGGGCUGCCCAGCCCGGCCUCUUCGGGCUCCCAGAUCUACGGCGACGGCUCCGUCUCCCCGAGGACCGACCCCCUCGGGAGCCCCGACACGUUCGCCCGGGCCAACCCCGGCUUCCACGGGCCCCCCAACUCCAGCCCCGUCCCCUUGAGCCGGACUCCCCUCUCCCCGCCGGCGGUCCUGUUCCACGGCUCCCCGGUGCAGUCCUCGUGCGCCGUGGCCGGCCGGAUUACCGUGCCCCUGUCGCCGACCCUGGCCGCCAAGAGCCCGGCCGCCAAGAAGGCGACGUGCGGCUUCGCCGCCGGCGCGGAGCUGCCCCGGCUGACGUUCCACCACAAGCCGGGCCCCGGCCCGCCGCCCCCGCCCUGCGCCCUCCAGAAAAAGCCAUUGUCCUCCGAGAAGGAUCCGCUGGGCAUCCUGGACCCGAUCCCCAGCCGGCCGGCGCAUCAGAACCCCGUGAUCGUGCCCCCGGCCGCUUUCCACGCCAACGUCCACUCUCAGGUACCCGUGAUGAAUGUAAUCGUGCCCCCGGCCGUCGUCCCGCUGCCGAGCAACCUCCCCCUGCCGACGGUCAAGCCCGGCCACGUGAACCACGGGGGCCACCUCCCGAGAGUCCCGCACCCGGCGGGCGCCUCCCCGUCGCCGUCGCCCGUGACGUCGCCCGGGCACCCGCCGGGGCCCGCGCCGGGCCGGGUCGAGGCCUCGCCCCAGCGAUCGCGCUCGUCGUCCGCCUCGUCGGAUCACGGCAACUUCCUGCUGCCGCCGCCCCGCUCGCCCCGCUCCGCCCUGGGCUCCCCGAGGCCCUCGAUGCCCCCGAGCCCCUCCGCCAAGGCGGACGGGCUCCCCCACCACAAGGACCUCCCCAACCCGCCGCCGGGCGGGACGGGCCCCUCGCCGGGCGCCCACCGGGUCUUCCCGCCGGGAGCCGGCGGGAACGGGCACGGGCCCGGGCCCGGGCCGGGGAAGGCCCAGCCGGGCCUGCUGGGGAUGCCUCUGAACCACAUCUUCAACCAGCACAACGCCGCCUCCUUCCCAGCGAGUAGUUUACUGUCAGCAGCAGCCAAAGCACAGCUAGAAAAUCAAAACAGACUGGCCGGGAACGGCAGCGGAGGCGGCGGCGGCGGCGGCGGCGGCGGCGGCGGCGGCGGCUCGCGGGGGGGCGGGGGCGGCGUGCCCCCCGACGGACACAGCACUUUACCCGGCCCGUUCCCGCCGCCCCCGGGCGAGGCCCAGGCCCAGGCCCAGGCCCAGACCGGGCGGGCCGCCCUCCGGGACAAACUCAUGUCUCAGCAGAAGGACCCGCUCCGCAAGAGGAAGCCCCCGUCCGGCACGGUGCUGGGCCUGCUCCGCCAGGCCCACCUGGACGGCGGGGGCGGCGGCGGCGGCGGGCCCCCCAGGCCCGGCCCGGGGCCCUUCCCCGUCAACUCCAUGUCUCAGCUGCUGCAGUCCAUGAGCUGGCAGGGCCCCCCGCGGCCCGGCGGCUGGCCCGGCCCGGUCCCGCCGCCGGCGCCCCGGCUGCAUUUCCCGGACGCCGGGGCCCACGGCCCGCCUCCUCCGCGAGGGGAAGGGGCGCCCUGCCGGAACGCCGACGCCGACCCGGGCCCCGGCCGCCCUCCGGCCCGCCGCCCCUGUCGCCCCAACCCGCCCCCGAUCCCCGCCUGCGCCCAGGCCGCCUCCCGACCAGGCGUCCCGGGACCGUCGUCCUCCGUAGCCGUCGCCGGCACCAACCAACCGGCCAUCACCAAGACCACAUCCGUCCUCCAAGACGGCGUCAUCGUCACCACCGCGGCCGGGCCCCCGGGCCCGGGCCAGCUGCCCCCGGGGAGCACCUUCCCCUUCGCCGGCGCGGAGCCGGCCCUCCACUUCCCCCGCACGGCCCCCCCCGGCGUCGACCCGGGCCACGGCCUCCCGCCCGCCUUGACUCCCAACCUCCUCGGUUCCCUGGCCCUCCCUCUGCCGCCGCUGGGCCAGCAGCCCCCGCUCAACCAGAACCUGCUAAAUAUCCUGCAGCCCCCCGGCAGCGAGGGCAAGGGCGAGGCCGGCCUCAACCCGCUCGGCUUCCUGGCCCCCAACGUCAACGCGGCCUUGGCCCUGCUGGCGGGCGAGGCGGACGGGCAGGGCUCGCAGGCCGUCCACUUCCAGCUCCUGACGGCCCUGCUGCAGAACCACGCCCAGGGAGCCGCCUUGCUGCCCCUGCCGUCGUUCAACCUCACCAUCUCGGACGUGGCGCAGCAGCAGAACCCCCCCUUGCCCCCCCUCACCCCGCCGGACUACUUGGCGGGCGGCCGGGCCGACGGCCACCGGGCCGAGACGCUCUUGGCCAACCCGCUGGGGACCCCCCUGCCCGGCUUCCCGCCCGCCGACGCCGGCCCGGACCCCCUCCUCUUCCCGGGGGUCCCCGCGGGCUCGGGCUUAAUGGCCUUGAACCCCCAGCUGUUGGGGGGCGUCCUGAGCUCGGCCCUGGGCCACCCCGCCGGCCACCUGGAGGUCCCAGUGGCCGCGUCCUCCCAGGCGACCGCUGCCACGACCACCGCGUCGUCGGCGGUGGCGGCCCUGACCGUGUCCACCCUCGGGGGCACGGCGGUGGUGUCGAUGGCGGAGACGCUGCUGAACGUCUCCAACAACCCCGGGGCCGCGCCCGGCCCGGCUAAGCUCGGCGGUAACUCGGUGGUCCCACCCCUCUUCAACCCGCUCCUGGGGACGGGGCUGCUUGGUGACGUGGCGUCGAUAAACAGUUCUCUGAAUAACCAUCAGCUGACUCACCUGCAGUCUCUGUUAAACAACUCCCAGAUGUUUCCUCUGAAUCAACAGCAGCAGCAACAGCAGCAGCAGCCGCAGCAACUUGUCCGGGAAUCCGCGGGCCUCCCAACCUUUCCGGGGCCGGCCCCGAUCUCCGGCCCACCCAACAACCCAAACUCCAUGGCCUGUCUGUUUCAGAACUUUCAGGUGAGAAUGCAAGAAGACGUCACCCUCCUCAGCAAGAGAAUGAACAGCCACCCGAGGACGACGCCGCUGCCGGCCAACGCCAACCCCCCGCUCCUUCCUUUCCGAGAGCCGUCCUGCGGCCCGCAGCCGAGGCCCGAGGCCCCCCCGGGACCGCCGGCCAAGGAGGGCCCGGGAGCCGCCGCGGUGGACGCCAUCUACAAGGCCGUCGUGGAGGCCGCGGGGCGAGGUGGGCAGGUGGCGGGCGGCGGCGGCGCCGCGCGGCUGAGCCCCGUCCCGGCCCUGAGCGCCAUGAGUGCCUUCACCGCCUCCAUGGGUGAGCCGGGCGGCCCGGCCGGCGCCCUCCACGCCGUCCUCCACGGGAGGAACCCCGGCGGGCCGGAUCCCGACGGCCGGCCGCGGACCGCCCGGGGGCCGCGCCCGCCCAAGGCCCCAGAGCCCGGGGAGGGACGUGAGUACUUCCAGCCGGCGCCCCAGAAGCCGUGGGAGGGGGAGCCGAGCCCCGGGAGGGAGAUGGGCCGGUGGCAAGGGGAGGAGGUCGCCGACCGCCCCGGCCACGAGCGGCCGAACCACGUGGCGGCCCGGCCGCCUCCCCUCCCGCCCCCGCCCGGGGAGCCGCGCCACGGGGCCGCCCAGCAGAGGAACUGUCACGGGGAGAAGGCGUCGGAAGAGAACUUCAGGUAUAACAGCUACAGACGAACUCUGCUGAGCUUCAAGGAGAGACUGGAGAACACUGUGGAGAGGUGCGCGCACAUGAACGGAAGCAGGCCCCAGCCGAGCCGGGGCUUCGGGGACCUGCUGAGCCCUUCGAAGCCGGCCCCGGCCUCCGAGGAGCAGUCCCCCAGCUCCUCCAACAGCCUGGAGAGCUCCCUGGUCAAAGACUACAUCCACUUCAACGGCGACUUUAACACCAAGAGCAUUAACGGGUGCGUGCCCAGCCCCUCGGACGCCAAGAGCAUCAGCAGCGAGGAGGACCUGCGGAACCCCGACUCCCCCUCUUCCAACGAGCUGAUCCGGUACAGGCCCAGGACGUUUAACGUCGGCGACUUGGUCUGGGGCCAGAUCAAAGGACUGGCUUCCUGGCCCGGCAAAUUAGCCAGGGAAGAAGAAGUUCACGGUUCCUGUCAACAGAACGCCGAGGAGGGGAAGGUGGAGCCCGAGAAGCUGAAGACACUAACGGAAGGUCUAGAAGCCUACAGCCGAGCCCGGAAGAGGAACAGAAAAAGCGGGAAGUUAAAUAACCAUUUAGAAGCUGCUAUUCACGAGGCCAUGAGCGAACUGGAUAAAAUGUCCGGGAACGUUCACCCGAUCCCACCGGGGGACAGGCAGGUGAAGCCUCCGAAGCCCAAGAGGAGGAAGAUCUCGAGAUAACAUUGAAUGUCUUUGUCGACGGUCCAGUAUUUAUCGACGAGAACGGGCCCGUGUCGAAUCUGUCCCCCACCGGGGUCGAGGGCGCUAGGUGUCCGUCGUGGCUGGGGGGGGGGGGGGCGGGUAGCGACCCCCGUCCCCCGUCCCCACGCGGGGGGCACUAGGCGAAACGGGGGUACAACCGAUGCUUCCUUUUCGGAUCCCGAAGGAGAACGAAUGCCAGAGCAGGCCGACGGAAACCCUCGCGAGGCGCCGGUAAUGGAGCGUCGAGCGACGGCGGAGAAACUUUUUUUUUUUCUAUAAUACUAAAAUUGUGAUCCUACGAAAUAGGCCAGAUGUUUCUGAGAGAUUUUCACGGUGUAUAUAGAUAAUACAGAAUUUCACGGUGAUACCUGAACUGUAAAUAUUGUACAAUAUUGUCAUGUACAAGCGUACCUAAUGCACACUUUAUCUUUUAUUGUACAAAAAAAAAAAAUAGUGUACAAAAUUCUUUGGUUUCUAUUGAGUACACAUACAAGAGAGUACCGGUGUAAAGUGAUAAAUAAAAACGCAGCCUAAAUACUUUUAUAUGAUAAUGUAAAAGAUGCUGUUUUUGUAUUUAACAGCAGAGGAAAGGCAUGACUAUGUAAUAGCUUCAUUAUGACAUACACUUCACACCACUGAGUGUCCGUUUAUAUUGUCUGUUUGGCAUGAACCUUGUCUGGAAGUUCUGUGCUCUGUUUCAGGAUCUCUGUAGGAGAGCGAAACCUCGCAGAUUCCGAAAGGAAUGAGAGCUCACAGGUCUAAAUUAUGAAUCGAAAAUGGCAACCGUUUGUUGCGUAUUUUUUUUACCUAAGUUUUAAAGUAGAGUAGGUUUUAUAAAAAAAGAAAAGACGAGAAAAAACCGGGAGUUGGGGGGCGGGGGGGAAAAAGGUAGAUGACUAUUUUAUUCAGCCGUUUCUGUAGUGGAAGUUCUCCUAGCUGCCUGUUGACCCGAAAUAGCUCCUCCACCUCCGCCGUCGGCUCCGUUUGCGGGGCAGAGCGUUGUGUUUACAAAAUCCAGGGCGCCGGCUCCAUUAGGAAACCCUAAACGGGGUGACGGUGGGACGCCCCCUCUUCCCCCCACCGCCGCCACCCUACUUUGAUUCUUUAUUUUUUUCCUUUUUGCCGGUCGAAAGAGCGAAAGCGGGCCCCCCCCCCAACUCCAUCCUGCAGUAUUGUUUUACCAAACCGGAAGAGGAGCUGACCGCGUCCAAACCGUUAGCAGCGGCGAUUUUUUUAUCAGUAUUAUGUAACAUAUCAGAUUUAUUUUAUUUAAGAAAAAUUAUUUAUACCAUUAACAGAUUCUUAUAUAUAUAUUAAUGUGGCUGAAGCGCGCAGGUUAAAUCUAUUAACCAAAUUAUUUAUAUUAUAUUAAGUGACGAGAAAAAAAAAAAAAAACAGAAACGUGAAACACAGACGUAGAGAGGAACGAAUACACUACGGAUAUACAAGCCUAAAACUGUGAGCCACCGGCAAGGACGAGGAAGCGGAGAAGAAGCGUAGCGCGCCGGCGUCCCGCGGGCGGCCUCACCGCCCCGUCCUGGUCAUCCCGGCCCCGCCGGGGGAUGACCGGAGAGGAUGCCGAGGAUGUCGGAUCCGUGGGAACGCAAUUAGCCACACGCGGCCAAGGUGGGCUGGAGACGGGACUUUCCUUCUACCCGGUAGGUUCGUUUGGUCCUUCUGCGUCCCGGCUUCGCCCGCGGUCGACACCUCCGCCCGUCGGGCCUCCACGUGUCCGUCCAUUCCGUCGAAGCCACCGACGCCGUCCCCCCGCUCCGCUUCCCCGCUGUUUUUGUCUCUCCGGGUGUUUCUCCUCACAAGUUCAUGACCACGUGAGUGUGUGUGGUGUGUUUGUGUGGACGGUCGCGUGGACGAGCACGCCUGCGUACGGUGGGAGUCCGGGGGUGGGAUUCUUUUAGUUAACAUUUGGGUUUUGGUUGGGGGAUAUUGGUUCUGUUUUGGUAUCGUUUCUUUUUUUCCGGGGGGGGGUUUGGUUUCGAAUCUGUCCUAAAGCUGAGUUUGUACUGGCCGACCCUUCUUUUUGGCAUUUUAACGAAUUAGGUUUGUGCUCUCUCACCAGUGUAUAUACUUUACAUUAGUAGACUAUGUAAAGUAUGUCUGUGCACUUGACUUCAUCGGUUAAUAAUGGCAUUGAUGUGGGUGCUAGGUGUAGAUUGUUUCUGUCCAUACGGUUUUUUUUUUCCUCCUCUUUUAGGGUUUUUAUGAUUUCAUGUAAGCAGUUAAUGUAAAUAUUGUGAGCAUUUACAGGCCAUGCAGUGUUGUAACAUUUUUUUAAAUGUUGCACCUACUUUGCGAUUAAAAAAACUGGUCACUCAUCCUU